AACAAAGUGGCGAACGGGUGAGAGGGCCUUCGAUUUUGAUUCUUUUUCUUGAGGGGGAUUCUGUCUGUCAGAAAUCACUGUCUGUCUGGUCUGCAUUGAAAAAGUGUUAAGUGGACAAUUCCUUCUCUUGAUAUGGAGGUUUUAGGUCUCUGGAAGGGCCUUCGUUCUUUCUGUUAGUUUUCGUUUGUGAAUCUUUCUCCCAUGCAUAAUUUGUUGGUCAACAACCACAACUCAAUAGAAUUCAUUCUUUAAGACUCCGGACUCUCUUUCUGUCCGGAGGGAAUCAUUGUUUCUCAAUCAAUCAUGCCUCAACUGGAUAAAUUCACUUAUUUCACACAAUUCUUCUGGUCAUGCCUUUUCCUCUUUACUUUCUAUAUUCCCAUAUGCAAUGAUGGAGAUGGAGUACUUGGGAUCAGCAGAAUUCUAAAACUACGGAACCAACUGGUUUCAAACCGGGGGAACAAAAUCCGGAGCAACGACCCCAACAGUUUGGAAGAUAUCUUUAGAAAAGGUUUUAGCACCGGUGUAUCCUAUAUGUACUCAAGUUUAUUCGAAGUAUCCCAAUGGUGUAACGCCGUCGACUUAUUGGGAAAUAGGAGGAAAAUAACUUUUAUCUCUUGUUUCGGAGAAAUAAGUGGCUCACGAGGAAUGGAAAGAAACAUCUUAUAUUUGAUCUCGAAGUCCUCAUAUGGCGCUUCUUCUUCAAAUCCUGGAUGGGUGAUCACUUGUAGGAAUGACAUAAUGCUAAUCCAUGUUCCACACGGCCAAGGAAGAAUCAAAAAAUAAGAAAGGUAUUGCUUUUUUUAUAAUAGUUGCUCGUUCGUUCAUAAAUUCACUCGACCACUUGUUAGUCUUGCUACACGACACGAGUCUAGGGUUAAGUUGAAGCAGACACGGUCAAGUAAAGUCGACUUCACAAGUGAUUCAACAUACCAUAUAUAUGGAUGGAAAUAAAAAAGGAGAGAAGGGUCUCGCCCAGGUGGCUCCCGCAAGGUAACGACUUCAAACUCAAACAAAGAACGUUCUUCUCCAAGGCAUGAGUAAAAUAAAAUGCUGUAUGUAUUGCAAGACCCGUCGAUAAGCUAAGGCUACGACAUGAAGGAAGGCCAGAAGAACUACAGAACCACGCCCACCAGAGCUAAAGGAGACCGAAGGGACUUGCGGGAGGUUAAGGUCGCUGGCUUGCCCACCCGUGGGUUCUGGUAGCCAUGGAUGGAUACAAAGAUAGAGAGAGACUUCCUGGUUCUCUAUCGUUGCUAGAUACCAAGGAUCUCAUUCCAUGAUUUGGUCCACCGAGGCCAGGGGGUCCGAUGGUGAGUACUUCCCUUCUCUGUUUACUGAUCCAGAGAUGUGGAACUCUUUGACAGCUGGAACUUGAGACUCGGCUUAGUGUAUUACGUGAUGAGGCCUCUAUUUAAGCAUCAAAACAAGAGUUACAGGAGGGAUAAGAAAGCUGUCCUGCUUACUGCUCCGAACCCAUUGCUACAUAAGGGCCAUCAACCCACUCCCGACUAGGAGUGAUGCUCUCUUC
Vicia villosa (hairy vetch) is the source of this 1531-nucleotide messenger RNA. Its product is annotated as putative ATP synthase protein YMF19. Gene Ontology annotation, cellular component: membrane; mitochondrion. The record is from RefSeq and is a predicted model, not a curated record. The coding region runs from base 304 to 786 and encodes 160 amino acids. The transcript has a single exon. NCBI's taxonomy places the organism in Eukaryota, Viridiplantae, Streptophyta, Magnoliopsida, Fabales, Fabaceae.